Molecule: messenger RNA, 1957 nt
Organism: Effrenium voratum
Lineage: Eukaryota; Dinophyceae; Suessiales; Symbiodiniaceae
Source: the annotation of a GenBank genome assembly
AGUUGCGUUGGCUCAAGCGCCAUGGCCGAUCCGGAUGAAUGCCUCAAUGACCCGUACCAGGACAUCAGUGAGGAGUUUGGUUGGUACGCCGAGGACCUUGGCCGGAGCAAGGAGGAGGAGAAUGAUGUGAAUCCCGAGGAGGAGGUGGACUGGGGCGACAGCGACGGCGAGGGCGAGGGCGCGCGCGUGGGCUCACAUCAGGAGCCGGAGCCUGAGGCUCCGGGGGAUGAGAGUGAUGACUGCAUGAUCGUGUCCGUGGAGCCCGCGCCAAAGGCGAAGCCCAAGGCCAAGGGGAAGGGGAACAAGGUCAAGGAGAAGGCGAAGGGCAAGGGAAAGGGAGUGAAGGGAAAGGGAUCCAAGGGAAAGGGCUCCAACGGCAAGGGCUCCAAGGGCUCCAAGGGCUCCAAGGGCUCCAAGGGCUCCAAGGGCUCCGAGGGCAAGGGCGUGGAGCCCAGCGGCAAGCCGCCGCCCUCCCACGAGAGGAACGCCACCGCCAAGCCCAUGCCGAAGCCGGUGAUCACGGCGGCCGUGGUGCGCAACCCUCCGGUGAAGGCGGCGCCCAAGCCGGCGCCCAAGGUGGCGCCCAAGGCGGUGCCCACGGCGGCCCCGGUUGUGCCGCAGGUGCCGCUAGAGGUGUUGCUGCUGGAGCAGGUGAGGCAGCAGCUGCUGCUAGAGCCCGGGAAGCGCGCGUCCAUGCGGCGGCUGUUGACACAGAAGAAGGUGCUGCAGCUGCUGAAGCGCCUCGGCCAAGAGCGGCAGAGCACGAUCAGCCAGCUGCCGGAGGAGCUCCGCGGCGUCUUGCAGAACAAGCCCGCCUUCCAGGUCUCGGAGGAAGCUUCGGUGCAGGACGUGCGCGUGAGCCUCACGGACGAGGGUGAGCAGCCCAUAGUCGAGCAGGCUCAUUUCGACCUUGCCUGGGCGACCAUUCUGGACACCGGCGUUAGCACAGGCGCGGGAGCUGCAGUGGCUUCAGGCCCAAAAGCUGGCCAACUCGCUUCCGCCUGGCCGGCGCAAAAGCCGCCGAUCGAGCCGGAGAAGCGGGAUGCACCACAUCCUCCGGCCUACCCUCCGCCAGGCUACAAGCCGGAUUGGAAGAGCCUUACUCCCACGAUCAAGCGGGUGCCCGCACCGCGCCGGGGGAAUUCCGCCAGCGAGCACAUGGAGUCAGCGGAGGUGCCAGUGCCUCCACCGACCCCUCCCCAGCCAAGGCCACCCCCCGGCCCUCCCAGCAGAGGGCCUCCCAGCCGAGGGCCGGCCCGAAGCGACAUGCCGACGCCUCCGCCGGGCCCACCCCCACGACCGCCGAACUCAGUCGCGCAGACCCCGCAGGUGUCUCAAAUGCCAUCCCCCGCGGUGCCCAGAAACAUGGCAGUGGGAGCCGUGGACAACGAGGGGAGGCCUUAUGACUUGAAUCGCGUGGUCGUGAACUUCGCCAAUGUGGGCGCCACUUAUGGGAGCCGCGUCUUGAAGCGCGACAAGCAGAACAGCUACCUCUUCGACUACGAGGGGGUGAGAAGAUGUGUGCGGCAUUUGACCCAGAAGCUCCAGCUCCGAGUCAUUGGCGUGAUCUUCGAGAACUUCCACGGGGCAGAGAAUGGCCGGGACGUGUUCGAAGUGCCGCCGGACAUCUCCUCGAUGUGCGAGAGCAUCGAGCUCACCCCGCGCUUGCUGGGGGCGAGGCACAAGAGCGCCGAUGACGAGAUGACCAUCAAGUGCGCCUACCGCAGGAACUGCAAGUUCCUGGACAACGACAACUACCAGGACUGGCGCAGCUUCCUGGCGGACGAGAACGUGCGGACCUGGCUGCUGCACUGCCAAGAGUUUCUGCAGAUGAGGUUCUACUUCGACUCGGGCUUGGGGGAGUUCGAUGUGCUGGAGGGCAACAUCCCACAAGCGCGGCUGGCGCAGGGCCCCUCGCAGCCCAUGAAGCGCCAGUGCUCGAGGUCCUGGAGGUGAG